This is a messenger RNA of Mizuhopecten yessoensis (Yesso scallop), 559 nucleotides long. Its product is annotated as chymotrypsin-like elastase family member 1. Gene Ontology annotation, biological process: proteolysis. The annotation marks the transcript as partial. The transcript has 4 exons. Lineage: Eukaryota; Metazoa; Mollusca; Bivalvia; Pectinida; Pectinidae. Gene Ontology annotation, molecular function: serine-type endopeptidase activity. The record is from RefSeq and is a predicted model, not a curated record.
AGAGUUACGGCUGCCAAUAGUUAGUUCAAGCAAGAAAAAGCCAUGGACAGACGGUGGAUUCUUCUGGUUCUAGCCAUCAGUGGCUACGGUGCGAGUAGGGAGAUCUCCUCAGGAGGGGAAGAGGAAGGAAAUGGGCCGGACGUACCGCCCCCUGCCAUCAUCGGUGGCACCGAUGCUCCGGAGGACGCCUGGCCAUGGCAGGUUCUGCUCUUGUACCGUAACAAGUUUAUAUGUGGCGGUACUCUUCUGAACGAUAACACUAUACUCACCGCGGCCCACUGCACUUACCGAGGCAAGGCAAAGAAGUUCAGAGUAGUGAUCGGGGAAUACAACAGAAAAAAAAAUGAAAGGAAAACUAGAGGCGAAAAGAAAAUGGCAGUGAAGAAGAUAAUAGAGCACCCAGAUUACGACGGGAAUGUCUUACACGAUAUGUCCAUCAUAAAGUUAAAAGGAAGAGUAAAGUUCAACACUUACAUUCAACCGAUACCUGGACUUGCGGAUACGGACAUGGACCUUAUCAGUAGCACCUGCUUUGUUACCGGCUGGGGGGCUUAUAAAG